UCGGCUGUUGUGCUGACGGGGUGGGUUUCUGCUGACCCCGGCCCGGCUCAGGCCGCCUGCGGAGCGGUCCAGUCCCGGCAGUGGCCGUCCGUCCCUGUCAUUGACCGAACGCCCGCAGGCCUGGCCGCUCCCCCGCGGGGAGAACUUCUCAGGGCCAUGUCCAGGCCGAGCAGCGUCUCCCCGCGGCCGCCCGCUCCUGGGGGCGGCGGGGGCGGCCCAGCUCCGUGCGGCCCUGGGGGCGGGGGCCGGGCCAGGGGGCUGAAGGACAUUCGUAUAGACGAGGAGGUGAAGAUCGCGGUCAAUAUCGCUCUGGAGCGCUUCCGAUACGGGGACCAGAGAGAAAUGGAAUUUCCUUCCUCUUUGACCAGCACUGAAAGAGCCUUUAUUCAUCGAUUGAGUCAAUCUCUUGGUUUGGUCUCUAAAAGUAAAGGAAAGGGAGCAAAUAGAUACCUAACUGUGAAGAAGAAAGAUGGAUCAGAAACAGCUCAUGCAAUGAUGACCUGUAAUUUGACUCAUAAUACAAAACAUGCUGUUAGGAGCCUAAUUCAGAGAUUUCCUGUCACCAAUAAAGAGCGUACUGAACUUCUACCUAAAACAGAAAGAGGAAAUGUGUUUGCAGUUGAAGCUGAAAACCGGGAAAUGAGCAAAACAAGUGGGCGACUCAACAAUGGCAUACCUCAGAUUCCAGUGAAAAGAGGGGAAUCGGAAUUUGAUUCUUUCAGGCAGUCUCUGCCUGUGUUUGAGAAACAAGAAGAAAUUGUUAAAAUAAUUAAAGAAAAUAAAGUAGUUUUGAUUGUAGGAGAAACUGGGUCUGGAAAGACCACGCAGAUUCCUCAGUUCCUUUUAGAUGAUUGCUUUAAAAAUGGUAUCCCCUGCCGUAUAUUUUGUACCCAGCCAAGACGGUUAGCCGCAAUUGCUGUGGCCGAAAGAGUUGCUGCAGAGAGAAGAGAAAGGAUUGGUCAAACAAUUGGAUAUCAGAUCCGAUUAGAAAGCAGGGUUUCUCCAAAGACACUUCUGACAUUUUGCACUAAUGGGGUAUUGCUUCGUACGUUGAUGGCAGGAGAUAGUACAUUGUCAACUGUGACACAUGUUAUUGUGGAUGAAGUACAUGAAAGAGAUCGAUUUAGUGAUUUUUUACUUACAAAGUUAAGAGAUCUGUUGCAAAAGCACCCAACUUUGAAACUUAUUCUUUCUAGUGCCGCCUUGGAUGUAAAUCUUUUUAUAAGAUAUUUUGGAAGUUGUCCAGUGAUACAUAUACAGGGAAGACCAUUUGAAGUGAAAGAAAUGUUUCUGGAAGACAUCUUAAGAACUACUGGAUACACAAACAAAGAAAUGUUAAAGUACAAAAAGGAAAAACAACGAGAAGAGAAACAGCAAACCACCCUUACAGAAUGGUAUUCGGCUCAAGAGAAUACUUUCAAGCCUGAGUCUCAGAGGCAGAGAACUGUUCCCAGUGUGACUGAAGAGUAUGAUUUAUUGGAUGACGGUGGUGAUGCUGUCUUCAGCCAGUUGACAGAAAAAGAUGUGAAUUGCCUUGAACCAUGGUUAAUAAAGGAAAUGGAUGCUUGUCUCUCUGACAUAUGGCUGCAUAAAGAUGUCGAUGCCUUCGCUCAGGUCUUUCACCUUAUUUUAACUGAAAAUGUUAGUGUUGAUUACAGGCAUAGCGAAACCAGUGCAACAGCCCUCAUGGUUGCUGCAGGGCGAGGUUUUUCAAGUCAAGUAGAGCAGUUAAUUAGCAUGGGAGCCAACAUUCACAGUAAAGCAUCGAAUGGCUGGAUGGCUUUAGAUUGGGCCAAACACUUUGGACAGACUGAAAUAGUGGAUCUUCUAGAAUCAUACAGUGCUUCACUGGAGUUUGGAAAUCUAGAUGAAAGUUCUCUGGUUCACACAAACGGAAGUGACCUCAGUGCAGAAGACAGAGAGCUCCUGAAAGCUUAUCAUCACAGUUUUGAUGAUGAAAAAGUAGACUUGGAUUUGAUCAUGCACCUUCUUUACAAUAUCUGUCAUGGUUGUGAUGCUGGUGCAAUAUUAAUUUUCCUACCUGGAUAUGAUGAAAUUGUUGGACUGAGGGAUCGCAUCCUGUUUGAUGACAAGCGGUUUGCUGACAACACACAUAGAUACCAAGUCUUUAUGCUUCAUUCAAAUAUGCAAACGUCAGAUCAAAAGAAAGUAUUAAAAAACCCACCUGCCGGUGUUCGAAAAAUAAUCCUUUCCACCAAUAUUGCUGAAACCAGCAUCACAGUCAACGAUGUUGUCUUUGUUAUUGAUUCUGGUAAGGUGAAAGAGAAAUCCUUUGAUGCACUGAAUUUUGUUACAAUGUUAAAAAUGGUGUGGAUUUCCAAAGCUAGUGCCAUACAACGAAAAGGCAGGGCAGGGAGAUGCAGACCUGGAAUUUGUUUCCGGCUGUUCAGUAGACUCCGAUUCCAGAAUAUGUUGGAAUUUCAGACUCCAGAACUUUUGAGAAUGCCAUUACAGGAACUUUGUUUACAUACUAAGCUGUUAGCUCCAGUGAACUGUCCUAUUGCCGAUUUCCUUAUGAAAGCUCCUGAACCCCCACCAGCUUUAAUUGUAAGAAAUGCUGUACAGAUGCUUAAGACAAUAGAUGCAAUGGAUGCUUGGGAGGAUCUCACUGAGCUGGGAUAUCAUUUGGCUGACUUGCCCGUAGAGCCACAUCUUGGUAAAAUGGUCCUGUGCGCUGUUGUUUUAAAGUGUCUGGACCCCAUCCUCACAAUUGCUUGCACGCUAGCCUAUCGAGACCCUUUUGUCCUGCCAACCCAGGCCUCUCAAAAACGGGCAGCUAUGCUAUGUAGGAAACGCUUCACUGCAGGGACUUUCAGUGACCACAUGGCCCUUCUCCGAGCGUUCCAGGCAUGGCAGAAAGCACGAAGCGAUGGGUGGGAGCGAGCCUUUUGUGAAAAGAAUUUUCUUUCACAAGCUACCAUGGAAAUAAUCAUUGGCAUGAGAACUCAGUUGCUUGGUCAGCUUAGAGCAUCAGGCUUUGUUAGGGCACGAGGUGGUGGUGACAUUCGAGAUGUUAACACAAAUUCCGAGAACUGGGCUGUCGUUAAAGCUGCCUUGGUAGCAGGCAUGUAUCCUAAUUUAGUCCACGUGGACAGAGAAAAUGUCGUAUUGACAGGGCCGAAGGAGAAGAAAGUUCGGUUUCAUCCCACUUCAGUUCUCAGCCAGCCUCAAUAUAAAAAGAUUCCUCCAGCCAAUGGUCAGGCUGCAGCGAUUCUGGCACUGCCUACAGAUUGGCUUAUUUAUGAUGAGAUGACCAGAGCUCACAGAAUAGCUAACAUUAGAUGUUGUUCGGCAGUGACCCCCGUCACCGUGUUGGUAUUCUGUGGACCAGCGAGGCUGGCAAGUAAUGCUCUUCAGGAACCUUCAUCGUUUCGAGCGGAUGGUAUUCCUAAUGACAGUAGUGACAGUGAAAUGGAAGAUAGAACUACUGCUAAUUUAGCAGCUUUGAAACUUGAUGAGUGGCUCAAUUUCAAACUAGAGCCUGAGGCAGCCAGUUUGCUGCUGCAGCUCCGGCAGAAGUGGCACAGCUUGUUUUUACGCCGAAUGAGAGCACCAUCCAAACCCUGGUCUCAGGUUGACGAGGCCACCAUAAGAGCCAUCAUCGCUGUUCUCAGCACGGAAGAACAGUCUGCGGGCUUACAGCAGCCAUCGGGAAUAGGCCAGAGGCCAAGGCCUAUGUCUUCAGAAGAACUUCCUCUGGCAUCAUCUUGGAGGUCAAAUAACAGCAGGAAAACUUCGGCAGACACUGAAUUUUCAGAUGAGUCUGCUGCUGCAGAAAGAGUAUUGACAAAGUCUCCAUCUCCAGCACUGCACCCCCCUCAGAAGUACAAAGAUAGAGGGAUUUUACAUCCUAAACGAAGCACUGAUGACCGAUCGGAUCAGUCUUCUGUGAAAUCUACGGACAGCAGUAGCUACCCAAGUCCUUGUGCCAGCCCUUCUCCUCCAUCCUCAGGAAAGGGCUCAAAAUCUCCUUCACCAAGACCAAACAUGCCUAUUCGAUACUUCAUAAUGAAGAGUAGCAAUUUGAGAAACCUUGAAAUUUCUCAGCAGAAGGGUAUCUGGUCUACAACCCCUAGUAAUGAGCGGAAGCUAAAUCGAGCCUUUUGGGAAAGCAGCAUGGUUUACUUGGUAUUUUCUGUUCAAGGAUCUGGACAUUUCCAGGGAUUUUCUAGGAUGUCUUCUGAGAUAGGAAGGGAGAAGAGCCAGGACUGGGGCUCAGCUGGACUGGGAGGAGUAUUUAAGGUGGAGUGGGUCCGGAAGGAAAGUCUUCCCUUUCAGUUUGCUCACCACUUACUCAAUCCCUGGAACGACAACAAGAAAGUCCAGAUCAGCAGAGAUGGGCAGGAACUAGAGCCUCAGGUUGGCGAACAGUUGCUGCAGCUAUGGGAACGCCUUCCACUGGGAGACAAAACCGCAGCCGACUGACACUCAGUUUAUCUGCUCCUUGACUUUGAAUAUUGGCAGUAUUUGUGAUCAUUAAGGAUAUCUUUCAAAUUAUUUAUCGUUUUUUGUUUUUUUUUUUAACUCGUUUAGAGCUCUUAGCUACAGGAGAACGCUGUACUUAUUUAAAGCCACCAAAUGCACUGACUUCUAAAAACCGAGGUGGACAUGUUUGUUAGGAGUGGAUGGGCUUUUCUGGUUGAGAGUUUCUCUUAAGACCCACCAUCUUCACAAAAAAGAGAAAAGGGUAAUUUGCAUUUUUAUAGUGAUCGUAAAGAAUGAUUAUGUCAUGUUUGUUAAUUAUAUGUUUAUAAGUGAAUAAAAUAGUAGUAGUUUCAUUGUUUGGCACAACCGCAGUUGUUCGAACCAUACUUAAUUUUAAAGUUAAACUUUUCAUUUGUUGAAAACACUGACCUAUAACUCUUAAUUGACCUUUGAUUUUUUUGUAAUGCAAAGUAAAUUGUUUUAAGAAAAAGGCCUGAAUGUGUCAGUAUACCUGAGCACCAUUUUAGAACCAUCAACUCUUAAGUUUUGUUGUUAAAAAAUAAGCAAACAACCCAAUUCUAAAAAUGCCCCUUUUGAAAAUAGUGUGUGCUGAUUAAGGACUAUUCAUUCUGCCAUUUUAAACCUGAGAUACAUGAAGAAAAAACGGAGAGAUGUUCUUUUUCUUUGAUUAUGAAGUGCAGUAACAUCUGAAGGAAAUGAGCGAGUUCCUCACUCCUUGUCUUUGCUCAGAUCAGAUUUAGUGCUUAGUCUUAUUCCUGAUCCUCCUGCCUCUUAACCCAGUGUGCUGCAUACCAGUCUCUUCCUCCUGUCUUACAGCCUUCACACCUCUCUCGCAUGAGUGCUGUAAUUAUGUCCUCUUCGUUUUGGCUAGAGAAGCUUGAUUUAGACAAGUUAAAAAUGGAAACAAAUGAAACAUGUUAAAAAAAAAGUGCCUAACAGUUAGUGAGAGCUUUGGUUGGUGUAUGUCUUUCAAACUAAGGUCCCCAGCACCACAAUUCUGAACGCCUUUUAUUUGUUUUCUAGUACUUUCCAUCCUACUUACAUUUUUGGAUUUCUUAUUUUUUUGCAUUUAUGGUUUAAUAAAUGGGUAAUUUUUUAUAAACCUGUGUAGUGCCAACUCUCCUAUUUUUUUUUUUGUCAUCUCAGGAUUAUUUGAUAACUUUACCACCACUGUCUAUAAAAAGUUUCCCCGGAGGCUUUUUGAAGGGAAAUAAAGGUACAGGGAGAAAUGAAAGAAAUGUCUUGGUUAUUGAGCUCUAAAUAGAGCAGCUUUGAUAGCACGUCUCAUGAUAUAUUUGGGUUAUUGCUGCGUGAAGAAAAACCGACCUGAAUCUAAUUUAAAGACAAGAAGACAACUCCUCUAAGUUUUUUGCUUCUGCAUUUGAGAACAAAGAAGUGAAAAGUUAGGGUCACCAUAAGAUCUUGAAAAUCCUCCUUUCUCUUGGAAAGCGUUGUAUGUUGGCAUAGUAGCUUAGAACGGCAGCUGUGAUUUUUUUUGCCUAUUUUUGCCUUUUUGUAGUUAUUGGUUUUUGUUUGUUUUAUACUUCGAGAGAUACACCUGUAAAUUGAGCCUAUGUGAAUUAUGUUCUGCUCUAUGUGUAUUACAGUUCUUUUCCUAUUACAGAAACUUGUGUUUUUUCUGAUAAUGUAUAUACACUUUGUUGAGGUAUAUAUUUAGCGGUUUACGGUGUUCUAAAUUUGGAAGUGAGGACUUUUAAAAAAAAUAAAACUUGUUUUAAUUUCCUUCUGUUUUCUAAUAUCUAGCUCUGUAUGUAAAUGAUGGGUUUGUUGAUAUUUAAAAUGAACACAAUUUAAAUGUAAUUAAAAUGCUGUUUUUGGAAGAGAUGAACUUUAAAUACACUCAUUAAAUGAAAUUCUGUUAAAAUA
This is a messenger RNA of Neogale vison (American mink), 6354 nucleotides long. It is a transcript of the gene YTHDC2, whose product is annotated as YTH domain containing 2. Gene Ontology annotation, molecular function: protein binding; RNA binding; ATP binding. NCBI's taxonomy places the organism in Eukaryota, Metazoa, Chordata, Mammalia, Carnivora, Mustelidae. The transcript has 29 exons. Bases 157 to 4446 code for a protein of 1429 amino acids. The record is from RefSeq and is a predicted model, not a curated record. Gene Ontology annotation, cellular component: intracellular anatomical structure.